AUGUCCGCGGAAGGCCCCGACUACUACGACCUGGCCGUCGAAAACUAUGAUCUAACGCGCGUCGCACUUCUGCACGGUCCGCCUUCGACCGCCAUCGCGUCUCUUCGUCCGGAGAAACUAUCCAAGCUCAGACUCAUGACCACUGAGUAUCAUAUCUGGGCGUGGCGUCUGCAGCAGAUCUCCCGCAAGAUGGGUGAUAUGGCCGACGCCUCGCCAGUGCGCGGUUUGCGGGGCGAGAUGGACCUCGUUGACUUUGGAUUCAUGAAUUCAUACUAUCCGGGUUUUGUGCACGAGGCGGGCGAGAAAGAUGUCUUGCCCCCGCUGGAGGAGAUCACCAGCCAACACGAUGCAGGCGCUCCUCUGUGUCGGGCCGGGGGGCUUGUGUCGGUGGACAGCCACGCUUGGUGGAACACGCCCACAAUCGAACCCGAGGAACCCGUCGUUCUCGAGGAGGCGGCCAGAGCAGCGGAGUAUCUCCUCCGUGCGCCUCGUCGACUACUCACCGGAUUGACGCCGCUUCAGUGCGCCCCGGAUCCUCACCCUAUAGCCGCCGUUGUCGACGUAUUGGGCGGACUCAAUUGUCUUCAAGACGCGCUGCAAGAUGUGGUGCGUGUGGCAGGGGAAGAUAUCAGGAGGAGGACGGGGGGGAUGAUUUUUGACCGAAUGCAGUUGGGUGGUCGGAGCGGCCUUACACAGGACGAGCUCUGCAUGCUACGAGAUUAUGAGGCAACAAUGAAGACACAAUCGAUCACCAAGGGAUGA
Molecule: messenger RNA, 762 nt
Organism: Peniophora sp. CBMAI 1063
Lineage: Eukaryota; Fungi; Basidiomycota; Agaricomycetes; Russulales; Peniophoraceae
Source: the annotation of a GenBank genome assembly